AAAUUUGAUAUAGAAUUAGGGUUUCUCUUUCUCAUGCAUUUUCACAAAGAUGGGUUCUUGUAAGUUCACUUUUCUUGCACUUCUCUACGUCUUCGGAUCGACGGUGGAUGCCGCAUUCCGCGAUGUACCGUUCGAUGAUAUUUACGACGUCGUUUGGGGUGGCGACCAUGUUAUGUUCCUCAAUGAACGCAGAGAUGCUCAGCUUUGGAUGGAUCCCAAUUCCGGUGCUGGAUUUGGAUCAAAGCUAAAUUAUGGAUCAGGAUUCUUUCACAUGAGAAUCAAGCUUCCCAAUAAGGACUCUGCAGGAGUCGUUACAGCAUUUUAUCUAACUUCAAACUCAAGCAAGCAUGAUGAGAUAGAUUUUGAAUUCUUGGGCAAUAGAGAAGGUAAACCAAUCACAUUGCAAACAAAUGUGUUUGCAGAAGGGAUGGGAGAUAGAGAACAAAGGACCUUGCUAUGGUUUGAUCCCACUGCUGAUUUCCACACUUACAAACUCCUAUGGAACCUUCACCAGAUAGUAUUCUACGUGGACAAUAUUCCGAUUAGGGUGUUCAGAAACAAGCAGGACAUCGGGGUUCCGUAUCCGAACCAGCCAAUGCGCAUUCAGGUGAGCUUGUGGAAUGGAGAAGACUGGGCAACAGAUGGAGGGAAGACCAAGAUCGACUGGUCUCAUGCACCAUUUGUUGCCCAUUUUCAAGGUUUUGGUUUUGGUGCAUGCCCAGUGCCUAAAAACACCAUAGAUGUUGAAGGUUGCUAUGAUUCCAAGUAUUGGUGGAAUGGUAGCAAAUAUUGGAAGUUGAGUGGCAAGGAGCAAAGGCUAUUUGAGGAAGUGAGGGACAAGUAUAUGAAUUAUGACUAUUGUAAUGACACAAAUAGGCAUGCUACUACUCCACCUGAGUGUGAAUUCAAUAAAUGAAAUUAUUAUUAUUAUUAUUAUUA
This is a messenger RNA of Salvia miltiorrhiza (redroot sage), 939 nucleotides long. RefSeq names its product xyloglucan endotransglucosylase/hydrolase protein 3-like. NCBI's taxonomy places the organism in Eukaryota, Viridiplantae, Streptophyta, Magnoliopsida, Lamiales, Lamiaceae. Bases 50 to 916 code for a protein of 288 amino acids. The record is from RefSeq and is a predicted model, not a curated record. The transcript has 4 exons. Gene Ontology annotation, biological process: cell wall biogenesis; xyloglucan metabolic process. Gene Ontology annotation, molecular function: hydrolase activity, hydrolyzing O-glycosyl compounds; xyloglucan:xyloglucosyl transferase activity. Gene Ontology annotation, cellular component: apoplast; cell wall.